AUGGCGUCGAGGGAGAUCGACAGUAAGCUUCUUAAUUUACCUAUAAGUAAAAAAUAUCUCCACAGACCGAGAUUUAAAGUUGUGGACAGACUUUCUGUCAUACUUAAGAUUUUAGAGAGAGAGAGAAAUAUUUGUUUUAUCGUGUUAUUUAUCCUUUUACAGUUUAACAUUUCUCUAACUUUCACUUUCAGUUACAAUCAAAAUGGCGCCGAAAACAGCAGGAUUUAUUUAUUUGUUUAUUUUACAGAGAAAUCUGUUUAUAACUAUCAAACUAUCAGCGUUUGGUUCAAUAUUAAUAUUUAUAAUAGUAUGUAUAAUAUAUAUUAAUAUUAAAAAUGGUCUUUUGUAUGUUUCGAGGGAGUUUUUAAUCCUAAGUAAUUGAUCUAAAGUUUAAGAGUUAAAACCCUUUUGAAAUAAUGCAGUUAGCAGGAAUCUGUGCCUCUAUGAUAAAUGAAACUUUUAUUUUAUUCAAAGUUCAGUAAAAACAAAUAUGAUAACUAUGAACUACCAUUGGAUUUAGAGAUCUGUAAUGACUGAAUAAUGUUUGUUCUGUGUCUGCAGCUGUACGGAAGAGAAGGAGUAUGGACCGUCCCAUAGGUCUGAAAACUUACUUUAAAUAACAUUUGAAACUUUAUUCACCGUGUCUUCAUGUUGAUAUAUCCUCACUAAAACAGAACCUUGGGCCCCUGUACUGACUCUUUACAAACAUGUUGCUGAUGUCAAAUUUAAAUUAGCAUUUUUUCCUCUUAUCCUUAUAAAUCAACCCUCAAACAUGGUCUUUGUUACGGCUAAUCGAGGACUCACACAGAAGUCCACUGACAAACACCUCUCAGGUUCAGAUAAGGCUAGGGUUGGGCUGUAUCCAAAUUUUGAUACCAACAUACCGUCUCCACAUUUUACUGUGGUGUACGGUAUUACUGUGACUAACUAAAAAUGAUGACUUAAGGCUCAGACAGCAUCACCAAACUGUUGACUUGUACUGACACCGUUUAGAAACCGAAUACCCAACACUAAUAAUGAAACAAUAACAACAUAAUGUGAACAAUAUUAACAAUUUCUGUUAGAAACAGCUUCAAAAGUGCAAAUACAAUGAUGUACUGCACCGGUAUCAGCGGGAGGCGUUGGGACUGCUGCACUGAGUGAACUCAGGAACAAAUGUAUACUCACAGCAGUGAGCGGGUGGUUAAUUCGGAGAUGCGUCCUUAAGUUAGAAGUGUUUGCAUCUCUCUUUCCGCUCAGAUACUCAGCUGUCUGUCAGCCUUGGAAUUUUUCAGAUUGAACAAACUUUCAAGAAUUUACAGUAUCGAGAAGCUGAGUAGCGCUCUACUGAUACCUCUUGUGUUUGGCAAUGACUGCCACCCUCACAUGGUUAUGACUACCGUAGGAAAUCCUAUAUAGGUGCACGCCCACAAUUCUCAGCUUUCCAACAUCAUUUAAAGUUUUCUGAUCGGUCAAACUUUGACAGAGUUACGGUAAUAACACUCCGGCCAAACCAAACAUAUCAUUGGGGCUAUGAGGGUAUUGAAACUGAUACCGUUGCUUUUGAAAGACACCGCCGGUUUACCUUAUUUCCUUAUCAUCGCCCAACCCUAGAGAAGGCCGGCUGUUAAUCCAAGUAACCCCCCUCCAGCUGUCUCCAUCAUUGCCCACAUGGGCAUGAAAUCCUCCUGAAGUACUAUGGAGUCUCCAGACGUAGCCCUCUCCACCGUAGGCCAAAGGUCUCUGAUAGACCUUGGAGUGAUGUCUGGAUCUGCAGCCGUAUGUUCUGGACACUCGAGUGGAGCGAGAAGCAGAGCUGUCAACUGAUAUGGACUUGACAAACACAAACAUGUAGAGUUGGUGAACUAAGAAUGGGACAGGGUCCUCAGGGUCUUGUCCAUGAGUGGGGAUUAUGGGUUUGAACCCUUACCUAAGGCCAUGAGCUCUGGGUCAUGACCAAAACAAUACGAUCACAGGUCCAGAAGGUAGAGAUGAGUUUCCUCUGGGAGAUAGAAGCUCAGACUCAGCUCAGGUGGUUCAGACCUACAAUAAGGAUGCCUUCUUGGCGCCCCCUGUGGAGGUGUUGUGGGCAUGGCCAGUGGGGAGGAGACGUCAAGGAAAGCCCAGAGCUCACUGGAGGGGUUAGAUAUCCCAUCUGGCCUGGGACUGCCUUGGAACCCCAGCUGGAAGGGCUGGAGGGAGGGGGUCUGGAGGUCUGGGUUGAGUUGCUGAAUGGAGAGUAGCUCUGCAGAGAGGUGGAGGUGUGCUCAGGUGUUGACUGGAACACCUGGAGCUCCUCUGAAGGUAGACUGCUGGAUGAGUCUGUGUGUAUCAGUAGAUUGUCCUCCAUCCCCUUAAUCCCAGUUUAGACUAGAUUAGACUGGAUUAUGAGCUAAUCUGUGAUGAUUCCUGUUCUGUGUCAGAUUUAAGACUGGUCCUCGUUGGGAAAACUGGAGCAGGAAAGAGUUCCAGUGGGAACACCAUACUGGGAAGAGACGCCUUCUGUUCAGCUGUCAGUCAGUCCUCAGGUGAGUGAACCCAGGUCAGAAUAAAGCUCUCUGAUUGGACUUUGAACCCCCAAAAGGGGGCGGGGUUUGGUUUGGUAUGUAGGCCUGCUCAGUCGUGAAGGAGAGGUCAGAGAAAUAAUCCCGUCAUAAAAAUAUCCUAGAUCGAUGUUGCUUCAUUAAAACAAACUGAUAAGGGUGGGGGGCCCGCCCUCUCCUGUCAUGUGACAUGCUGUCAUGGCGUCAUGUGAUGGUUGUCCAUGUUUGUGUCCUCAGUGAGCAGACAGUGCUGUAAGCAGACCGGACAGGUAUUCAACAGGGACCUGACCGUGAUCGACACCCCUGGACUCUUUGACACCUCCUUACCUAAGCUCACCACCCAGAGGGAAAUCUCCAAGUGCAUCAACAUGUCGGCGCCGGGGCCCCACGCCAUCCUGCUGGUCAUCAAGGUGGGGCCCUUCACUGGUGAGGAGCAAGGCGCAGUUAUGCAGGUGGAGCAGAUCUUUGGAGAAGAUGCCUGGAAGUACACCAUCAUCCUCUUCACCCAGGACCACGGGGAAAGCGCUGAGGUGGAGUGGCAGCUGAAGAAGGCGGGGCCUGAGCUGCAGAAGGUCCUGGGGAAGGCAGGACACAGAUACCACAUCUUCAACAACUCCAGAGCUAACGACCGUGGACAGGUCCUGGAUCUGCUGGAGAAGGUGGAGAAGAUGGUGUCUGAAAACAAAGGGCAGUUUUACUCCAACUACACCUACCUGCAGGUGGUGCAGCUGCUGGAUCAGAGGGAGGCGGAGCUUAAAGAGUUCUACAGGAAGAAGCUGCAGGAAGAAAUUACAGCUGUGGAGUUAAAGUACGAGCAGAAGCUGAGAGAAGCUCAGCAGGAACGUCCCAUCCUGGAGAGACGAUGGCAGGAGGAGGUGCAGGAAAUCAAGCGAUACUACAACUCUCUGAACGGCUCCACGCGGCGUGUUGUGGAGCAAACUGUGGCCUCUGACCCUAUAGAGGACAUCUGCAACUACCACAAGGCCCUGAAACUGACAAUCAGGCAGUAA
This is a messenger RNA of Xyrichtys novacula (pearly razorfish), 3532 nucleotides long. NCBI's taxonomy places the organism in Eukaryota, Metazoa, Chordata, Actinopteri, Labriformes, Labridae. The record is from the annotation of a GenBank genome assembly.